CUCAGACACAAGCAACACUCAGACGUGGCUGGGCAGGAGGUUUACGCUCUCUCCCAUAUCCUCAAGUUCUUCAAUUUACUGGAUGAUCUUCAACUGAUUGCCCUUGAGAUGAGGUUGGAGUGGACUAUGCCGCUGCUGGUCUUGUCGGUUCUGGUACUAAGUUUGUCCCAGGGCCGCAUGAUCUCCAGAUGUGAACUGAAGGGAAGACUUGAAGAGGCCAUCCAGCUGCCUGAAGGCAUUGAAAAGUUCAGAGAGUUCAUCAUGUCAGUAGUAAUAUGUGAAAUAGAGAAGAUAUCAAGUCUGAACUCCAACAUGGUCAGGACUACCUCUAUUAUGCCGGUCAUCCUUGAACAGACAACCAAAGCCACAAGACCCCCUGCACCUUUACCAACAACCAACACCACAAGACCCCCUGGACUUCCAGCAACAACCAACACCACAAGACCCGCUGAACCUCUUGCAACAACCAACACCACAACACCACUUGAAGCUCCAACAACAACCAACACCACAAGAUCCCCUGAGGCUCCAACAACAACCAACACCACAAGACCCCCCGAACCUCUUGCAACAACCAACACCACAAGAUUCCCUGAGGCUCCAACAACAACCAACACCACAAGACUCCCUGAAACUCUUGCAACAACUAACACCACAAGACCCCCUGAACCUCUUGCAACAACCAACACCACAACACCACUUGAAGCUCCAACAACAACCAACACCACAAGAUCCCCUGAGGCUCCAACAACAACCAACACCACAAGACCCCCCGAACCUCUUGCAACAACCAACACCACAAGAUUCCCUGAGGCUCCAACAACAACCAACACCACAAGACCCCCCAAACCUCUUGCAACAACCAACACCACAAGAUUCCCUGAGGCUCCAACAACAACCAACACCACAAGACUCCCUGAAACUCUUGCAACAACUAACACCACAAGACCCCCUGAACCUCUUGCAACAACCAACACCACAAGACUCCCUGAGGCUCCAACAACAACCAACACUACAAUAUCCCCUGAGGCUCCGUCAACAACCAAUACCACAAGACCCCCAGAAGCUCCAACAAACAACUCCACAAGACCCCCUGAAACUAGUGCAACAAACAUCAGCACAAUAUCCCCUGAGCCUCCAACAACAACCAACACCACAAGACCCACUGAACCGACAACCACCAACACCACAAGACCACCUGAAUCUGCAACAACCACCAACUCCACAAGACCCCCUGAGCCUCCAACAACAACCAACACCACAAGACCCACUGAACCAACAACCACCAGCACCACAAGACCCAUUGAACCGGCAACCACCAGCACCAUAAGACCACCUGAAUCUGCAACAUCAACCAAUUCCACAAGACCCCCUGAAGCUCCAACAACCAACUCCACAAGACCCCCUGAAACUAGCGCAACAAACAUCAACACAGGAUCCACUGAGUCUCCAACAACAACCAACACCACAAGACCCACUGAACCAACAACCACCAACACCACAAGACCCAUUGAACAAGCAACCACCAGCACCACAAGACCCAUUGAACCGGCAACCACCAGCACCACAAGACCACCUGAAUCUGCAACAACCACCAAUCCCACAAGACCCCCUGAGGCUCCAACAACAACCAACACCACAAGACCCCCUGAAACUAGUGCAACAACCAUCACCACAAGAUCCACUGAGCCUCCAACAACAACCAACACCACAAGACCCACUGAACCAACAACCACCAACACCACAAGACCCAUUGAAGAAGCAACCACCAGCACCACAAGACCCACUGAACUGACAACCACCAACAUCACAAGACCCCCUGAGCCUCUCAUAACCAUUGCCACAAGACCAACUGAACCAACAAACACCCCCACGGCAGUCAGUCCUGAGUCCUUAAACAUCUCUAUACAAUUUCCCGAUGUCAACGUGGUCCAGAUAGCGCAGCAGGCUGAGAUGGAGGCGCUGAGGAAGCAUGUGGAUGGCUUGUGGAGGACGGAAGAGGCGGCGAGAGAAGGCAGUCGGCGGCGGCGGCGGCGGCAGGCCACAGUGGAAAACCCGCCGUCUUUCCGCACUUAUUACGGAAUUUUCCAGCUGUCAGACUCAGAUUUCUGUUUUUCAACUAAUCCUUGGACGGACAACUUCUGCAUUACAUCCUGCACUGCGUUCAAAGAUGAUGACAUCACGGAUGAUAUACAAUGCCUUGUGAACAGUCAGCACUGGAUGAGUAUAUUCCGGACGGCCAGCACGGAGUGUUACCGGACCACCAACUUCUUCAAAUAUUGCAAAUGAACGUAACACAGCACCAAAUGGCAGAUUUUUAAAUUGUUAUGAUUUAAAAGAAUUACUGAGGUUUACUGUAUUUGUUUUCUUGUUCGUUUGAAUUUUUCCCCCCCCCCCAUCUUUCUUCAUUAAAUAUGCACAUCAGAUUCCUACAAAUUAAAUGGUUUUCAUUCUCUUGAUUUGCUGGUGAUGUUGCCAGGAUGGGAAAAGUGUGGCCUGUGUUCCGCAUUGUGGGCCACUGCAUUUUUUAAUCAGGUCCUGGAUACAAAACAAAAAAGAUAUUUAAUGUUCAAACUGAUGAACCUUAUUGGGUUUUUCUUUUUUGCAAAUAUUCUCUUGUUUUGAAUUUGUCUGCGGCACGUGCCAAGAAAGCUGGGAGACACGCAACGACACGCAGAAACACAGCCGGCUUCACUGGACCCAAGCUGAUCUGAGAUGGACUGAUGCAAAGUGGAAAAACGUGCUGUGAUCUGACGAGUCCGCAAUUCAAACUGUUUUGGGAAAUCUCGGACGUUGUGACCACCGGGGCCAAAGGAGAAAAGGACCACGUGUGCAUAUAAUAUGUAUCUAUUCAUUUUAUUAAGUUGAUUGAUUGGUUGGUUGAUUACAAUUGAAGUAAUUGUAAAAAAUGAAAAAGAUUUAUUUUUGUUUCA
Messenger RNA from Phyllopteryx taeniolatus (common seadragon), 2933 nucleotides. RefSeq names its product mucin-2-like. The record is from RefSeq and is a predicted model, not a curated record. The coding region runs from base 109 to 2289 and encodes 726 amino acids. The transcript is spliced from 6 exons. NCBI's taxonomy places the organism in Eukaryota, Metazoa, Chordata, Actinopteri, Syngnathiformes, Syngnathidae.